This is a messenger RNA of Corapipo altera (White-ruffed manakin), 1730 nucleotides long. RefSeq names its product poly [ADP-ribose] polymerase 3-like. The transcript is spliced from 9 exons. The coding region runs from base 161 to 1495 and encodes 444 amino acids. The record is from RefSeq and is a predicted model, not a curated record. Gene Ontology annotation, molecular function: NAD+ poly-ADP-ribosyltransferase activity. Gene Ontology annotation, cellular component: site of double-strand break. Lineage: Eukaryota; Metazoa; Chordata; Aves; Passeriformes; Pipridae.
UCAUCCCUGCCUGUUGCCUAGGGAAAAAGUUUCUCCUCUGGGCAGGCUGCCCGACCAGCCCAAAGGCUGUCGAAAGCUGCUCGACAGGCAACCCCAGGCAGCAGGAGCAGGACUUUGCUGGAGGAUUAAGGCUGAGCUGCCCCCGUGGGGAGGCUGAGUCAUGGCUUCCAAGCGCCCUGCAUCCUCCUCAACACAGCACAGGGAAAAGAAAGCGAAAGGGAAAGAUGGGGAUGACACCUGGAGCUCCACCUUGGCAGCCCUCAAAACUGCCCCCAGGGAGAAGCCCCCUGCCACCGUCGAUGGGCUGUGCCCCCUGAGCACAGCACCAGGUGCCCAGGUCUAUGAGGACUACGACUGCACCCUGAACCAGACCAACAUCAGUGCCAACAACAACAAGUUCUACAUCAUCCAGCUCCUUGAGCACAAGGGUGCCUACAGUGUCUGGAGCCGCUGGGGCCGUGUGGGGGAGGUAGGCCAGUCCAAGCUCAUGCCCUGCGCCUCCCUGGAGGCUGCCAAGAAGGACUUUGAGAAGAAGUUUCGGGAGAAGACCAAGAACAGCUGGGCCUCAAAGGAAAACUUCAUUGCCCAGCCGGGGAAGUACACACUCAUCGAGGUGCAGCCAGGGGCUGGGCAGGAGGUGGAGGUUGCCCUCAAGGUGGAUGAUGUGGAUGGGGACAAGGUCUGCAAGCAGCAGGUGCUGCCCUGCACCUUGGACAAGGACACACAGGAGCUGGUGUCCCUCAUCUUCAGCAGUGACAUGUUCCGGGAUGCCAUGCAGACCAUGAAUAUUGACGUGAAGAAGAUGCCGCUGGGGAAGCUGAGCAAGCAGCAGAUCGCGAGGGGCUUUGAGGCACUGGAGGAGCUGGAGGCAGCGCUGCAGGAGCAGCCCCCCAAGGCCUCUCUCCUGGAGGAGCUCUCCUCCCGCUUCUACACCAUCGUCCCCCACAACUUUGGGCGGGCACGACCACCCCCCAUCAACUCCUCUGACCUGCUCCGUGCCAAGAAGGACAUGCUGUUGGUGCUGGCCGACAUUGAGGUGGCACAGAGCCUGCAGGCACAGAAAGUGAAGGAGGAGGAGAAAGAAGUCCCCCAUCCGCUGGAUCAGGAUUAUGCCCUGCUCUGCUGCCAGCUCUCCCUGCUGGACUCAGCUUCCCGGGAAUAUCAGCUGAUCCAAAACUAUGUGAAACAGACUGGGCACAACCUCCACAUCCUCAACAUCUGGCAGGUGGCCCGAGCUGGUGAGGAUGAGCGCUUCAAAGCCCACAACCUCCUGGAGCACCGGCGCCUGCUUUGGCACGGCACCAACGUGGCGGUGGUGGCAGCCAUCCUGAAGAGCGGGCUGCGCAUCAUGCCACACUCAGGAGGGCGUGUGGGCAAGGGCAUCUACUUUGCCUCUGAGAACAGCAAAUCAGCCUGCUACGGUGAGGGUCCUGGGACGAGCAAGGCUGCUUGGGAUACCUGCAGGGUCAAUGUGAGCCUGGCUGCCUUCGCAUGACCCCUGCCAGGCAGCUGUGGGCUGGCAGGCAUGUGGACAUGCCAAGCCCCUUCCCUGCAUGGCAACUGGUCUUUCUGUCCCAGCAUGGUCUGGGCACAACGAGAUGGGAACACCAGGGAGGGUGUUGUCGUCUCCAUCCCUUUCUCCCAUGUCAGUGGACUGCACAUCCAAGAAUGUUGGCAUCAUGUUCCUGACGGAGGUGGCCCUGGGCAAGCCCUACCGCAUCACCCGUGAU